AUGGGCAGCCUGGAAAAUCCCUACACGUCGACCUCGAGCGGUCUGAAUGCCACGGAGCGCGUGGUGAAGAAGCGAGCGUCCCAGGCAUGCCACCACUGCAGGACGCGGAAGGUCAAGUGUGAUCUCGUCAAAUCCGGCAUUCCCUGCCACAACUGCUCCUCCGACGGCAUCGAAUGCGUCAUCCUCGAGUCGAAGCGGAGCAGGAAGUACCGUCUUCAGAAACGCCAGUUGAGCAGCCUGGUGUCACUGCCCCCGAUCUCCCAGGCACAACCGAGAUCGACGUCGGAUUCCACAUCUUCAUACCGGCCGAAUCAUGGACCAAACGACAUCGACACCUUUGACGGCACGACUGCCCCGGCGAACCAGGAUGCCGGUGCGCUGGCCACGGAAGGCUUGAGGACGGACGUUCGCUCAGUCCACACCACCCCGAUCAUUCCCUCCUUCAUACCCAACAGCUUCCAGAGCCCUACCGCCAUCACCCCCAACACCAGCGUCGGGGCACAGAGCCAGGUAGGCGCGACUUCGACCGUCUCCAACCGACAACAGCCGGCGUUCGAGCUUCCAGCGUAUAUCCGUCCUUCGCGACCAGAUAUCCGGCAGGAUGACUUGGAGUUUCUGUGUCGGCGCGGCGCGUUGAGCACCCCGGUGGGCGAGCUCCGCGAUCAACUCCUCCACUGUUUUGUGCUCUACGUCUAUCCCUUCAUGCCCAUUGUCGACCUCGAGGAUUUCAUGGGCGCCCUCGACGGCAACGACGCCUCGCCAAAGAUUAGCUUGAUUGUGUUUCAGGCGGUGCUGUUUUCCGCCACGGCCUACGUCGACUUGCCGCUUCUCCAGGAAGCAGGCUACGAAAACCGGAGGGCCGCGAGGGCCGACUAUUAUCAGAAGGUCAAGCUCCUGUACGACUUCGACUGGGACGUGGACCGCAUAGCUCUCAUCCAAUCACUGCUCAUGAAGAAUUACUGGUACGUUUCGGAGAACGACCAGAAAGAUCCCUGGCACUGGCUCGGGAUAUGCGUCUCGCUCGCCACGAGCAUCGGCUUGAACCAGCCCUUUACCUACACGCAAAAGGACGCCAAGACGGCCGCUCUGUGGCGACGCAUCUGGUGGUGUUGUCUAUACCGCGACCGGGUCAUCGCGAUCAGUAUGCGGCGGCCCAUGCGGAUCAAGAACGAAGACAUCCGGCUCUCGCUGCUCGGUCUCAACGACUUCGAAACCAAGUCCGUCACGUCGGCCAUUCCGUGCCUGAGAGACUGCGACUUUCUCACCGACGCGUAUACUAGGACCAUGUUGGCCGAGAUGUGCAUGGAGAAGAUCAAGCUGCUGGUGUUCGUCGGACAAAUCCUGCGAGAUUUCUACCAUUUGCGUGGCUUCGGCGGCUCGACCGCGGAGUCGACCAUGCUCUACACCCCGAGACGGUCCGAAGUCAACUCGAAGCAGUAUCUCGACCUGCAACACGCGCUGGACCAAUGGUACCGCAACCUGCCACCCAGUUGCUGGUUAGUGACAGGCACCAGCAACGUCGACCCCGACACGUCGACCGCCGACGCACUCUUGGUUCACAGAUCAGUCUUGAGAAUGCUCUACCUGAUGGCGACCGAAGCGCUCAACCGACCGCAGUCCCUGUCGAAACCUUCCGGCGGCUCGGGCAACAGUCCGACCUCCAAAGUCAAGGAGGCCGCCGAGAAGAUCGCCGAGAUGGUCGAGUCGAUGCAGGAGAAGGAUCUCAUCCGAUUCCUGCCUCCGCUCUCCGUGAGCUUCAUGCUCCUCGCGCUUGCUUCCUUCCUGGUGGACAUCAAAGCCAAGGGACAGACCGUGGGGGCGCUGCCCGGCCAACAAUUCCACGUCUGCGUGCGAGCCAUGCUGCGGCUUCGCGAGAUCUGGCCCAUCGCCGACGCGGCCUGCUUCCUCAUCGGCCAAAUGAUCACCAAACACCAAGUCGGCAAGAUCUCGACGCCAGGCAUCCAGCCCACGCCCAUGGACGCAAGCGACGCGCCGACAAACGUGUGGCGAAAUCCCGACACCCCGCGCCCGAACCACCCAACACAGACUCCCGCGCCGCUGCCAUACGGAGACUUGGAUGGUGCCACGGCGGUCGCAUUCACGUCGUCGGCCCUCGAUCAACCUCCCUUCCAGGCAUCCAGGGAUCCCGGAAUGGUGCAGCCGGGCAUGACGGCACCGAUAUCAUCGUCAUCGUCAUCAUCAGCAGCAGCAGCCGCUGCGUUGGCCCAAGAAAACUUCGCCCUCCCGUAUAUGUGGACCGAGGAGGAUUUCGAGGGCGACUACGGUUCCAUGAUCGAAGCGCACGCCCUGAACAUGGAUCUCGCCAUGCCGGACGCCGACGUGUUUGCGUAUUUCGAGAACGGCACGUUUGGCUUCAACUUUGAGCCGUCGCCGAACAACGAGCACGCCGGUGGUGGUGGCGGUGGUGGAGGAGGAGGAGGCCACGUCGACGCCAUGUUGGCCUCGUAUCCUUCACAGACACAAGCACAAGGACAAGCACAGGUACAUGCACCACACGCACCGGGCCAGCAGCACCAGCACCAGCACCAGCACCAACGGCCGUCCGUGUCGUCCGUGUCGUCCAUGGCGGGCCAGAGCUGGAAUCCCGCCGUCGCAAGCCAGUAUAUGGAGACGUUCCGAUCCUCGCAGUCGAUAUGA
Molecule: messenger RNA, 2658 nt
Organism: Cladophialophora carrionii CBS 160.54
Lineage: Eukaryota; Fungi; Ascomycota; Eurotiomycetes; Chaetothyriales; Herpotrichiellaceae
Exons: 2
Coding region: 1-2658 (885 amino acids)
Biological process (GO): regulation of DNA-templated transcription; DNA-templated transcription
Molecular function (GO): zinc ion binding; DNA binding; DNA-binding transcription factor activity, RNA polymerase II-specific
Source: RefSeq, a predicted model, not a curated record